This is a messenger RNA of Aphanomyces invadans, 1375 nucleotides long. RefSeq lists its product as hypothetical. The transcript is spliced from 5 exons. The coding region runs from base 54 to 890 and encodes 278 amino acids. Lineage: Eukaryota; Oomycota; Saprolegniomycetes; Saprolegniales; Verrucalvaceae. The record is from RefSeq and is a predicted model, not a curated record.
GUCUCGACACAGGUUUUGUCGACGUCGAGUUGGGUUGAUCGAAAUCGGUUGCGAUGCCAUCACGGCUGCCCCAGCACGCCAUCAACGCCGCGUAUGGAAGUUACUUGGCAUGUGUGAACGCACCGCCUGAAUGUGUAUGCGUCCAGCUUACUUGUGCAUGCAGGUACAGGGUGUAUUCGCGCGCUGUUCCACGCCGAGUUUCGCCGGUCGUAUCACGGGCCAAUUCUGUGGAUUUUAUUGAGCACGCUCGCCAUUGCCAUUGCUGCGCACGUUAUGGUGUUUCCAGUCCGCGUGUUCCUCUGGCUCGUGGGGCUUACGUCGUACGCUUUGCCUGUGUGCCCCUUUCAUCAGCUUUAUGUGUUGACGGUAGACUUAAAGACGGGCUAAGCAAUGCCCUUCAUCGAAGCAUAGCAGCAGUCCCCUUUCUGUGCGUUGCCGCAAGUCGGUAUCUGUACCCAGCACUCUUUGAGCGCUUGUUCAUGAUGGGCGUGGCCAUUCGCAGCCCGUCGCUCGCGUCAACCCUUGCAAAGAUCCACGUCGACUAUUUUACGUGGGAAUAUGCAUUGUCGGUGGUGCAGUUCACGCUGUAUCGGGUCGUGCUGAUGUUGAUAUUGGGCACCGGGUCGUUGGUCUUUACUCCGUUUUUCGGCGGUCUAUUUGCCGUGGUGACUUUCAGCUUCAAAGUCCGGCGGAUGGAAGUUGUGUUUGCGCUGUCGUUGCUGGUUCUGUACCUGGUUUCACGAACGCGAUCGACCGCAUUGGAGCUCGUUCGGCUCUGGUUUGAUGCACGAGCGAUAGCACGAGAGCUCUUCACACCGUUCGUGGAUCGACUGCCUGCGCUGAAAGCCCAAGCAAUUUCAAACAGGGACUCUCACCAAAUCUGUACGUAAUUUCGUUUGAAUGCAAUCUUUAUGCUCUGGUGGCGGCUCCAAGUUCUACGAAGAACAGCGGAUUUUGACCAUGAAUCUUUGAAUCACAGACGCCUCAAUCCUCCAAUGGCCCAAGCACCAAGCGAUUCUGUUUGGGUUUUCAUUCACGCUGAGCUAUCUGAUGCAAAUUCCCUACAUUGGGCCAUUUGUGUGGCUCGUGGGUUCGGUGGCGGCGGGCCAUGCCAUUGCCCAGUUCAUCGAUCGACCAGCUUCCUUCCCGUCGCCAACAGAAAAGCUCUACUAGUGGUGUCGGUCUCUCAUGAUUCGAAGUACCCAGGUCACUGGCUACGGUGCGAUUUCUCUUCCUAGUCAAAUUCAAGUCGCGGCACUUGCGAAGGCGGCAUUCGUUUACGUGACCUUGCGCAUAAUGUCCCCAAUUUGUGAAAUUCAAAGAUGAAGUCGGUGUGUUCCUGUCUGUAAUCGAUCGACCACCUGGAAAAAUUUGU